Messenger RNA from Meriones unguiculatus (Mongolian gerbil), 2084 nucleotides. Its product is annotated as zinc finger protein 431-like. Gene Ontology annotation, molecular function: RNA polymerase II cis-regulatory region sequence-specific DNA binding; DNA-binding transcription factor activity. NCBI's taxonomy places the organism in Eukaryota, Metazoa, Chordata, Mammalia, Rodentia, Muridae. The record is from RefSeq and is a predicted model, not a curated record. Gene Ontology annotation, biological process: regulation of transcription by RNA polymerase II. The coding region runs from base 1 to 1869 and encodes 622 amino acids. The transcript is spliced from 4 exons.
AUGUCUAACCUGAUACCUGAACGCCUGCUUAUCCUGCAGAGUACAUUGACCUACAAUGAUGUGUAUGUGAACUUCACUCGAGAAGAGUGGGCUUUGCUGGAUCCUUCCCAAAGGAGUCUCUACAAAGAUGUGAUGCUGGAGACGUACAGGAACCUCACUGCUAUAGGUUAUAAUUGGGAAGAUCAUAAUGUUGAAGAGCAUUGUCAAAGUUCUAGAAGACAUUCAAGGUAUGAAAACAGUCAUAGUGGACACAAACCCCCUGAAGAUACUCAAUAUGAUGAAGUCUUUACACAUCACAGGAAUGCCCACACAUAUGAAAGUAUGCAUACUGGUGAGGAUUGCUAUGAAUCAAAACAAUAUGGUAACGCUUUUGCAAAUAACAGUUAUCUCCUAAGACAUAAAAGGUCACAUAUAGAGGAGAAACCCCAUAAAUGUAACCAGUGUGGUAAAGCCUUUGCACACAACAGUCAUCUCCUAAGACAUAAAAGAACUCACACGGGAGAGAAAUCGCAUGAAUGUGACCAAUGUGGUAAAGCCUUUGCACAGAGGAGUACUCUCCUAUCACAUGACAGAACUCACACUGGAGAAAAACCCUAUGAAUGUAACCAGUGUGGUAAAGCCUUUGCAUACAAGAAUGUUUUCAUAAUUCAUAAAAGAACUCACACUGGAGAGAAACCUUAUAAAUGUAACCAGUGUUGUAAAGCCUUUGCAAAUAACAGUCAUCUCUUAAGACAUAAAAGAUCUCACACUAGAGAGAAACCUUAUGAAUGUAACCAGUGUGGUAAAGCCUUUGCAGAUAACAGUGUUCUUCUAAUACAUAAAAGAACUCACACGGGAGAGAAACCUUAUGAAUGUAACCAGUGCGAUAAAGCCUUUGCACACAACAGUCAUCUCCUAAGACAUAAAAGAACUCACACUGGAGAGAAACCUUAUGAAUGUAACCAGUGUGAUAAAGCCUUUGCACGGAGGAGUGCUCUCCUAUUACAUAACAGAACUCACACUGGAGAAAAACCCCAUGAAUGUAACCAGUGUGGUAAAGCCUGUGCACAUAGUAGUGAUCUCUUAAUACAUAAAAGAAGUCACACUGGAGAGAAACCUUAUGAAUGUAAACGAUGUGGAAAAGCCUUUGCAUGUAAUAGUAAUCUUCAAAAACACAAAAGAACUCACACGGGAGAGAAAUCUUAUGAAUGCAAUGAAUGUGGUAAAGCGUUUUCAACUAACGGUAAUCUCCAUCUACAUAAAAGAACUCACAUGGGAGAGAAACCGCAUGAAUGUGACCAAUGUGGUAAAGCCUUUGCACAGAGGAGUACUCUCCUCUCACAUAACAGAACUCACACUGGAGAAAAACCCUAUGAAUGUAACCAGUGUGGUAAAGCCUUUGCAUACAAGAAUGUUUUCAUAAUUCAUAAAAGAACUCACACUGGAGAGAAACCUUAUGAAUGUAACCAGUGUUGUAAAGCCUUUGCAGAUAACAGUCAUCUCUUAAGACAUAAAAGAACGCACACUGGAGAGAAACCUUAUGAAUGUAACCAGUGUGGUAAAGCCUUUGCAGAUAACAGUGUUCUUCUAAUACAUAAAAGAACUCACACUGGAGAGAAACCUUAUAAAUGUAACCAGUGUGGGAAAGCCUUUGCACGAAGGAGUGCUCUCCUAUUACAUAGCAGAACUCACACUGGAGAAAAACCCUAUGAAUGCAACCAAUGUGGUAAAGCCUUUGCAGCUACCAGUAAUCUCCUAGUACAUAAAAGAACUCACACUAGAGAGAAACCUUAUGAAUGUAACCAAUGUGGUAAAGGCUUUGCAGGUAAGAGUCAUCUCUUAGUACAUAAAAGAACCCAUACUGGAGAUAAAACUUAUGAACAUAAAUGAUGUGGUAAAGCCUUUGCAUGUAACAGUGAUCUCCUAAGACCUAAAGGAACCCACACUGGAAAGAAACCUUUUGAACGUAACCAACGAGGUAAAGCCUUUGCACUGAACAGUCAUCUGGUAGUCCAUAAAAGAACACAUACUGGAGAGAAAUCCUUUGAAUUACCUAACGUGAUAAUGUGUAUGCAUUUCAGAGUAAUUUCUGAAAACAUAACUUA